AUGGUGUUUGGUGUGCUCACUGCUGUUGUGUUCCAGCUAACGGCUCCAAGCAAUGACUACUGGGGGGAAUACGGGGCUUAUGGGCCGUGCAGUCGACCCUGUGGCACUGGAGUAGCCAUGAGGGCAAGGCAAUGUAUCACUGCAAGGACAGACGGAGGAAACAACUGCGUGGGAUCUUCAAAAUCUUACCGCACCUGUAAUACGCAGGCAUGUCCAGUGGGUUCCAGGGAUAUCCGUGAGGAGCAGUGUGCCCAGUUUGAUAGGAUGGACUUCCAGAGCAAACGCUACACCUGGCUGCCAUACCAUGGAGCGUCUAACCCAUGUGAGCUGAACUGCGUCCCCCGUGGAGAGAACUUCUUCUACAGACACAGGCCUGCCGUGGUGGACGGGACACCCUGCAAUGUGGGCCGCAGUGACAUCUGUAUCGAAGGCAUCUGCAGGGCGGUGAGCAACGGAGAGAUCCUAGGCAUGGACCGUGACGUGGUGCCCGCCCCUCCCGCUCCCGCCACCAACCUCCGCCACCGAGAGUCCCUCACGUACGCCUACACAUACAGCGCCUGGUCCGAGUGCUCAGCCCCCUGCAACGGAGGCACACAGCACCGCAGUGUACAGUGCAUGGUCCAGGACUCGACGGCACCCCACGUGGUGGACGACUCUUACUGCAUCUCCCAGGGACUACCCAGGCCGGCCAGCCAGCAGGCCUGCAACCAGCAGCAGUGUGCCGAGUACAGUGUUUCCAGCUACAGUGUGUGCUCAGUGACCUGUGGUGAUGGCCAGCAGACCAGGGAGGUGUUCUGUGUGGGGGCGGGAGGAGAGCACCUUGGGGAGCAGGCCUGCAGUGGUCUGACACGUCCACCCACAGUCCAGGCCUGCCACAAUCUACCCUGUCAUACCCACAUCAGCUGGCACGUCAAUGACUUCGGACUGUGCUCUAAGAAGUGUGGUGGAGGGGUGCGUGAGAGAAGGGUGGUGUGUAUGGACAUAGAGCAGAACCCACAUGGGGAGGACAGAUGCGCCCCCCACCCAAGACCCCCCACCGUGGAGCACUGUAACACCCAGGCCUGCCAUGAAGCCCAGAGUGUACCAAGUGUCCACGACCCAAGAGGACAUGAUAGAACUCUGAGAGGAUUUGUGCCUUAUGACCCUUCAGCCACUAACACAGUAUACGACCCAUACUCCACCGCUGUGGUUGGUCCCCACUGCGCCCAGUCAUACUACGGCUGCUGCCCGGAUGGCCACACAUCCGCUGGUGGGCAUAGAGGAGAGGGCUGUCCCACAGAUGACUGUGAACGCACCCGGUACGGCUGCUGUCUGGAUGGGGUGACUCCUGCUCAGGGUCAUGGAAGAGCAGGAUGUGCUGAUUACCACCCACACGUGGACCACUCCGCCCCAGCUCAUGCUCAGUCCGGCCAUAUGUGCUCCCUGUCACGUGACGAUGGACCCUGUGCCAACUGGACAUCCCGCUUCUACUACAACUCAGCCACUGGCAGCUGCACCCAGUUCUGGUACAGCGGUUGCCAUGGCAAUGCCAACAACUUUGUCUCCAGGGACGUUUGCCAGAGGGAGUGUGGCGGUGCCGUCGUGACACCAAGACAGGCACCCCCACCCGCACGGUCUGGCGUGAGGGUAAGGGCGGGUACAAGGGCGAGAGCAUACCGCGCCCGGUCUUAAGAGACACAGUAUGAAUGUGUUUCAGUGGCACACACACACCGUACAGAGGAAAGGAAAGAUAUGAAGCAAUACCAUAAACUACUUAAUCUGUGAACAAAUGUCAUCCAAAAUC
Messenger RNA from Coregonus clupeaformis (lake whitefish), 1783 nucleotides. RefSeq names its product papilin b, proteoglycan-like sulfated glycoprotein (gene paplnb). The transcript has 11 exons. Gene Ontology annotation, biological process: extracellular matrix organization. Gene Ontology annotation, cellular component: extracellular matrix. NCBI's taxonomy places the organism in Eukaryota, Metazoa, Chordata, Actinopteri, Salmoniformes, Salmonidae. The coding region runs from base 1 to 1671 and encodes 556 amino acids. Gene Ontology annotation, molecular function: metalloendopeptidase activity; serine-type endopeptidase inhibitor activity. The record is from RefSeq and is a predicted model, not a curated record.